This is a messenger RNA of Trichoderma aggressivum f. europaeum, 1764 nucleotides long. RefSeq lists its product as uncharacterized. The transcript has a single exon. Bases 1 to 1764 code for a protein of 587 amino acids. Lineage: Eukaryota; Fungi; Ascomycota; Sordariomycetes; Hypocreales; Hypocreaceae. The record is from RefSeq and is a predicted model, not a curated record.
AUGGGUGAUUAUGAUAUUGACCCAGGAGCCCAUAGGGCAGAAGCCAUCGCCGGGUCCCCGGCUGAAAUAGUCCAACGUCUCGACAAGGCCCGCGAUGCGAUUGCCGAAAUAGUAGAGGAGAAUCACAUCGUUGGCCUAGCCAGUCACGUCGUAUUCAAGGGCGAAAUCAUAUGGACGGCAAACAUGGGUUACCGCGACAUGAGCGAAAAGAAACCCGUGGAUUCAGACACCAUUUUCCCCAUUGGCGCUCUGAGCCAAGGCUUCACGGCAGCUUGCGUGGCUCAGCAGGUGUACAGAAAGGGGGGGUUUAGCUAUGACAACAAAAUUUCAGACUUUCUUCCCCAAUUACAGACCAGUGAUGCGACAGUCGGCGAUCUUCUCGGCCAUCGCACAGGACUUCAAUCGUCUGAUCACUGGCCACAAACGUCCAGCGUUGGCGACUUCAACCGCGAUGUAAUAAACGACAAGACGGUUAUUCAGGUAUAUAAGAACCUUGGGCCUCGGGCGAUUCUGCCAUCUCAAUUCCUACACAAUGGUAUCGGUUACGCCCUUCUCGGGAACAUUGUCAGUCCAAAGUAUGCAGACUACCUUAAAGAAAAUGUCCUGAAGCCUCUCCAGAUGUCCCGUACCCAAGUGGCCCGGGAUACAACAUUUGAUAGGGAUAAGAACACGUCCCGGAGGUACAGCGUUGGAGUCAAUGGCCGACUGUUCGUACAUUACCAACCCGGGGGCUUUUCUGCCUGGUCACACAACCACUUGCCAUCAGUGGCCGUUGGAAGCAUGAUGAGCACCACCAAUGAUUUGGCCAAGUACUGCAUCGCCCUCAACCAGGCAUGGAAACGUCAACGCCACACGAAGGAUGCGGAAGUCCAGACGCUCAGGCGCAAGCAAGUCUUUCCAGACGUGGACUUGCUGUUCAAUCCGCUCCAAGCCAUGGGAGCGGAUGAAAAGGCAAACAAGAGUCACGCCGCUGGCUGGGCGACCUGCACGCUACCCGCCGUCAUUGAAGAUAUUGGAGCCAACCCGGAGUUGAUGAAGACGCAAAUGCCCGAGCUCGGAACGGGCAGCGCGCCGGCCACGCUGGUUUGGAACCAGAGCAGGUACCACGGCACCCACGGCUUCGUCGGCCUGCUGCCGGAAUACGAAGCCGCGGUGAUAGUGCUGAGCAACACGACGACGGGCGACGACGCGCCCGACUGGAUCGGGCAGCUCCUGAUCCAGGCGACUCUGGGCAACCCGUACAAGAAUAACUACCCCUUUCUCGCUGGACUGAGCGCCCGCAACGCGCGCCAAAAGUAUUAUGAGCUCGCUGAAAAAGUACGACAAGGCCGACAAACCAAAGGACCCGAGAGGUCUCUGAGGCACUACCAUGGACGAUACAAGAGCGCUGUUUCAGGCGUUGUCAUCGGCGUUUGGAAGCGGUCAUUCUUCUCGAGACACCUGGGCAAAGAAGAGAGAGAUGAGGACGAAGGAGGGCCAGGACGAAAAAAGAGCCCCCUUGAAGUGGCUUUUUGGGGUACCCGACUCCCACGGCUUCCACUACAUCAUCAUCAUGGAGAUACAUUUACAUGGUUCCCGUCGUGGAAUCAACUGGCCGAGCGUGAAUUUCCCCUUGUCCACGAUGCACAGUAUUACACGAUUCAGUUCCAGCCAACCAAGCGCGGCAUAACCAUUGAGUCUCUGACUUGGUUCAACGAUUCGGCGAAACCUGAGGGAGAAGUCUUUACCCGAAUUUGGCCGCCAGUACAGCAGAUGCUGAAUUGA